AGGCUAAACAAAAUUCAAAAAAAUAAUCACUCGUGGGAUGCAACGAAUUUUCAUUGCGUGUAAUCACAGGAAAAUUUUGAGCUCAACUCCAGGAAAAUGUCACGUAAGUCCUUAGCAACGAACACUACGCAGCAGGUCUACGUGCUGGAAGAAUCAUUCUACCCGGAAGAAUGGCGCGAUGACUCACGCAUGGGGGUGCUGCUCUCGGAGUUCCGUUCGCGAACCGUCAAUCCCGAAAACUACGACUCAAAAAUGAAAUUUUGGAAGGAACUUAUCCAGCAAUACUGCGCCUACAAAGGCUCCCCCGCGGUAACGAUCGUAGAACUGAAGCGAGUAUUUAAGCGUAAAGGAACCAGCCCAUACUGUUUACCGGUCGUUUUCGAGGAUAUGAUUCGGGAAGGUCAGAUGCUGGGACGGGAGGAAUUUGCCAAGUUUCCACAGGAAAGCUGGUCCGGUUGGGCAGUGGAUUUGCUGGUCAAGCGACCUCUCGGAUGGGGCUUCGGUAAAGUUAAGGAGAAGAUUAUCGGAAGUAACAGCAAGGAUGAAAAUGCGGAAUUUAUCUGUGUGGAAAUAGUUAAGGAUCAAUCUGACACUCUCGAUAAAAUCCUUACCAAAGAAAGUAAGCACAACGCGUUGCUUUCUCUGGGAAACCUGAUCCAAAUGGUUAAAGAAAGCGGGAUCACUGAAGAAGGACUAGAUUUGAUAUUACAUGAUAUGCGUUGCAGGCAACGUGUUUACAUUGAAUCUCCUACGGAAGUGGGUAAAAAGAAUACAACUAUUCUCAAAUUUGCUACACCUGGAAGUCGAGCUUUACCAAUUACUGACAUCGAACGCUCUAUCUACAACUUGGAACAAACUGAGCAAGUGCUUAAAGUUUUGGAUCGUCUCGAAAAAGAAAUUUCUGGCGCGCUUGACACCGUGAAGGAAAACAUUCGGGACGGACGCAAACAGCUAGCCAAAACAAAUCUAAGGAAGAAACACCUACUGGAGAAAAAUUUGGAAAAGAAAAUGAACGUGCUAGAAAACGUUCAAACGAUGUUGGCUAGAAUACACGAUUCUCAAAGCGAUCGCAAUGUUAUCGAAGCAUACAAAUUAGGUUCGGUCGCAUUGAAGAAUGCCUUUGCUAGUUCCGGUAUCACCCUGGACGAUGUAGAUGAUACAUUGGCCGAAAUGAAAGAGAUUAUGGACCAACAAGACGAAAUGCAGACAAUGCUGAGUACUCCACAAUCGACCGAUACGGAUGAUCUAGAAUUAGAACAAGAGUUGGCCGACUUGAUCGAUCAGAAACUGGCGGAAAACAAUAUUAUCGUUCAACCGGUUGCUCCCAUUGUUUUGCCAGCUGCAGCUUCUGCUUCUGGCGGCACCGUUCCAAUAGUUGCCCAUCAGGGCAUACCUACCCCGACAAUUGCCCAGCUGAACGAUUUCGACAAAGAAAUCGAAAAACGGUUGGCCGCUUUACGCAUGGAUGUUCCUUCUACACCGGCUGUUAGUGCCUCUAGCAUUGGAAAUGCAUCUCUGCGAGUUGAACCGUCGACACCGAUCGGUUGAUACUGAGCAUUUUUUUUAUCAUACUCAAAACUUUGUUUGUGUUAUUUGUUCUACUUUUUUUGUUCUUACAAUUUGAGUCAUUUGUUGGAUUAACAGGUGAUUGUUAAAGUCAAUUUUAUUUUGAUAUUAGAGAAAAAACUUAAUGUACUAACGUUGCGAUGCGAUAAACGAACAAAAAUCCGCUUAAUAAAACUAGAAAUUGUCCAAACUUUUGCAUUUCUUAUUAU
Messenger RNA from Uranotaenia lowii, 1775 nucleotides. RefSeq names its product charged multivesicular body protein 7. NCBI's taxonomy places the organism in Eukaryota, Metazoa, Arthropoda, Insecta, Diptera, Culicidae. The record is from RefSeq and is a predicted model, not a curated record. Gene Ontology annotation, cellular component: multivesicular body; cytoplasmic side of plasma membrane; ESCRT III complex. Gene Ontology annotation, biological process: late endosome to vacuole transport via multivesicular body sorting pathway; vesicle budding from membrane.